AUUCAUCUUAAACUUUACUCUUACUUAAAUGCAAUCUAUGUUUGGAGUCUUUGGAUCCUUUCAAUCUCUGUCUCUUCAUUUUUAUCUAUGUGUUUAAGGCCAACAUCUUUGUGUCUCUUCAAUUUUAUCUAAUUUCAUUCUACAAGCAUCUUCUCUCUUCACCUAUCAUUAUUUAUCUAAUUGAAGGGAAUAGAUCCAUUUAGAUUUCAAUAUACGCAUGUGUAAACUGUCGAACAAAAGUUGCUUCAACCAUGUUUCACGCCACAAACAACGUUGUUGUUGGAAAUUUCCUCUUUUAACCUUAUUCACUAACACAACAACACUUUAACUCUUUUUCGUUUCUUGUCUUCUCUCGCUGACUGGUUGGUUAUAUCAUAUCUAUCUACCAUGUUUUUUCUGUAACCGUCAAUCUCUCACGUGCCUGAAACUCUGAAACCACACAGACACAAACACACUCACAUCUGUUACUGUUACUACUCUCUCUGUCAUGUAACUAUGUCGAAUAAUCAUAAUCAUAAUCAUCUUCCUAAUGGAGAAUCCGAACCCCUCAUUCGUCAACCCUUGUUAUCUUCUCAAAGAUCCAUUAUCAACUCUACUUCUCAAGUUGCCAUCGUUGGGGCCAAUGUCUGCCCUAUUGAAAGCCUUGAUUACGAGAUUUUUGAAAACGAAUUCUUCAAACAGGAUUGGAGGAGUAGAGGGGUUGUUCAGAUUUUUCAGUACAUAUGUAUGAAGUGGCUGCUGUGUUUAAUGAUUGGUAUUAUUGUUGGUUUUAUUGGGUUUUGCAACAAUCUUGCUGUUGAAAAUCUUGCUGGGAUCAAGUUUGUUAUCACAUCAAAUAUGAUGUUGGAAAGGAGGUUUCCGUUGGCCUUUGUUAUAUUUUUUGCUUCAAAUUUGAUUCUCACUCUUUUUGCAUGUAUAAUUACGGCUUUUAUAGCGCCUACUGCCGCCGGUUCAGGUAUAUCAGAGGUGAAGGCUUACUUAAAUGGUGUUGAUGCACCUGGAAUCUUUACUGUACCAACUCUGUUUGUUAAGAUUAUUGGAAGCAUUACGGCAGUUUCAUCAUCUCUUCUUGUUGGGAAAGCAGGGCCUAUGGUGCAUACAGGCGCAUGUGUGGCAUCAUUGUUGGGUCAGGGAGGUUCCAAAAGGUAUGGAAUAACAUGGAGAUGGUUACGGUUUUUUAAGAACGACCGUGAUCGACGUGAUCUCAUAGUAUGUGGAUCAGCAGCUGGGAUUGCUGCUGCUUUCCGUGCUCCUGUUGGCGGCGUCUUGUUUGCUCUUGAAGAGAUGGCAUCUUGGUGGAGAACUGCCCUUCUAUGGAGAGCUUUCUUUACAACAGCAACAGUUGCAAUUUUCCUUCGAGCUAUGAUUGAUGUAUGUCUAAGUGGAAAAUGCGGGCUAUUCGGUAAAGGGGGACUGAUAAUGUUUGAUGCUUAUUCGUCUAGUAUUUCGUACCAUCUGGCAGAUGUUCCUCUUGUGUUUAUUCUUGCUGUUAUAGGAGGGUUACUCGGAAGCCUAUUUAAUUUUAUGACGAAUAAAGUUCUUCGCAUGUACAAUGUUAUUAACGAGAAAGGCAUCAUUUGCAAACUUUUGCUUGCUAGUUUAAUCUCCAUCUUUACAUCUUGUAUUCUUUUUGGAUUGCCGUUCUUUGCAUCUUGCCGACCUUGUCCUGCCGAUGCAGUUGAGCCUUGUCCAACAAUAGGUCGAUCCGGUAUCUACAAGAAAUUCCAAUGUCCUCCCCAUCACUAUAAUGGCCUUGCCAGCCUCGUUUUUAACACAAAUGACGAUGCUAUCAAAAACCUAUUUAGCAUGAAAACUGACAAUGAGUUUGAGUUAUCAUCGAUGUUAAUAUUUUUCAUCAUAUGUCUCUUUUUAAGUAUCAUAAGCUGUGGAAUUGUUGCCCCGGUUGGUAUGUUCGUGCCAAUUAUCGUGACUGGUGCAUCGUAUGGACGCAUGGUUGGAAUAUUGGUUGGAAAACGGACCAAUCUUUGCGACGGCCUUUACGCUGUACUGGGUGCCGCUUCUCUUCUUGGUGGAUCUAUGAGGACGACGGUUUCUCUGUGCGUAAUUAUGCUAGAACUGACGAAUAACUUGUUAUUGCUACCCUUAAUAAUGAUGGUGCUUUUGGUGUCUAAGAGUGUAGCAAAUGUUUUCAAUGCAAAUGUAUAUGACCUUAUAAUGAAAGCCAAAGGUUUGCCUUAUUUAGAAACUCAUGCCGAACCGUAUAUGAGGCAGUUAACAGUAGGCGAUGUAGUCACAGGCCCGCUUCAGGUAUUUAACGGUAUCGAGAAGGUUCGCAAUAUAAUGUUCAUCCUUAGAACAACAACACACAACGGAUUUCCUGUCAUUGACGAGCCUCCACGUUUGGAAGCUCCGGUUUUAUUUGGCAUAAUCCUUCGCGACCAUCUUAUCACAUUGUUGAAGAAGAAAGCCUUCUUGCCUACACCUGCGGCGAAUAAUUACGAAGUAUUGAGACAGUUUUCAUCAGAUGAUUUUGCAAAGAAGGGUUCGACCAAACGCAUGAAGAUCGAGGAUAUACACUUAACUGAGGAAGAGAUGGGCAUGUACAUUGAUCUACAUCCAUUUACCAAUGCUUCGCCUUACACUGUUGUCGAAACAAUGUCAUUGGCAAAGGCGCUUAUACUUUUUCGAGAAGUCGGUUUAAGACACUUGCUUGUUAUACCCAAGAUCCCCGGUCGAUCGCCAGUGGUAGGUAUACUGACGCGGCAUGAUUUCACGCCAGAACAUAUAUUGGGAAUGCAUCCUUUUCUGGUAAGAAGCAGAUGGAAAAGAUUAAGAUUUUGGCAAACUUUUCUAGAAAAAAUUCUUUCUGGCCUGUAAGCAAGGCCAUUAAGCUUAGUUAAGCUUUACACAUUCAUGAGAUGAGACCAACCAGUGAUUUGAUUGAAUCCAUUAUCUAUAGGUUCUGAGUUAUUAUUAUA
Messenger RNA from Vicia villosa (hairy vetch), 2939 nucleotides. RefSeq names its product putative chloride channel-like protein CLC-g. The coding region runs from base 496 to 2838 and encodes 780 amino acids. NCBI's taxonomy places the organism in Eukaryota, Viridiplantae, Streptophyta, Magnoliopsida, Fabales, Fabaceae. Gene Ontology annotation, cellular component: plant-type vacuole membrane; intracellular membrane-bounded organelle. Gene Ontology annotation, molecular function: voltage-gated chloride channel activity. The transcript is spliced from 7 exons. Gene Ontology annotation, biological process: chloride transport; transmembrane transport. The record is from RefSeq and is a predicted model, not a curated record.